CUCUUUGGGCCCUUAGGCCCAAAGGUUAAAGGCGAAACAACAGGCAACCUAGUUCUUCAUACAAGUAUCAGCAACGUCGUAUCAGUCUAAAAUAGGACGUGUAGUUUACGCCGUACCGGCUCCGAGCAAUCUCCGCCGCGUCAGCUCCGUGCAUCCUCUUUAUCACACGCGAGAUUGAUGCCAGCUAAUGGUGAGCACGGUGAAUCAACAACGAACUCGUCAUACAAUUUGCAAAACUCACUUCGGCUCUCUAUCGCGUCGAAACAUAAGUGCAAAGUUAAAGCGAAAAUGAAAAGAGACGAAUCAGUUGGUAGAAAAAAAAGAACUCACCAGAAUGAAGUACCAACGUGAGUCAGGGUAAGCCGAAUCAAAAAUAACGAUGGAAGAGUGAAGAUUGAUAGAUUCUCCAUUCUGAGAUGCGGUGGAGUAUGCUGAAUCUAUGAGGAGAGAGGCCAAGAAUUUGCAGAGUGCAGAGAUGAAGUUUCCCAGUGAAAGCAAAAUAUGGCCAGAGCAGUUAUUCUCUCCUUCAUUAUGCUGAAGUCUGGUUCUUAUAUGACUUCAAUACAUUUAUCAAAUGUAAAUCAAAUGUGGUUGAAAUUCAAGGUUAAAUGGCUAGUGAUCAAGAAAACUCACAAGAUGCAAAUGCUCCUGAUGAUACUUCAGAAAAAGAAAUUACACGAGGCAUCACUAUUAUGAAGAGUAUCAUUCGUGAUAGAGAUAAAGCAGUAACAUAUAAUGUAAAUUGGAAUGCUGAUAACCAACUAAUUGGGUCUAAUGCUGCAAAGUUGGCAAGCUACAUUGGUACACUUGUUCGUAUGCACAUUCCAAUCACUGCUACAAGAUGGAGUAAUAAAGAGUUGGGUAGCGCUAAAGAUAAGAUUUGGACUGAGAUACUGAGGUCUUUUAACAUUGAAGAUACAACUAUCCGAAAAAAGUAUAUACUUCAAUUGGCCGGAAAAAGACACAGAGGGUGGAGAACGUUUUUAACAAACAAGUAUCUUAAGGACAAAGAAAUUUUUUUUGUUGAAUAUGAUCCGGAAUAUCCAGUGAAGUAUGCGAUCUUCAUUACAGAAGAAGAAUGGGUUGCUUUUGUAGCCCAAAGAAGAGACGAAAAUUUCAAGAAAGUGAGUGCCACAAAUCGCGAGAGAGCGUCAAAUCCCACGUAUGCAUACAAAAAAGGGCGUUUGGGAUAUGCACGCUUAGAGGAAAAAAUUUUAGACGAGACGAAAAGUGACGCAACAUCACUUCCGCCACAUGUUUUGUGGAAAGAAGCUCGUGUGGGAAAGGAUGGAACUGUUAGGGAUGACGUUCAACAUAUUUAUGAUGAAUGUGAGACCCUAUCUCAAUCGAUAAGCACAGCUGAGGACCAGGAGAACAGGAGCGUACUUAGUAGAGCACUAAAUGUUCUUGAGUAUCCCGGUCGGGUGAGGGGUAAAGGGCAUGGUUGUACUCCAACUUCCUUGUAUAAGAAUCCAAGGAGAAGAAAUCCUAGCAAUCAAGAAGUGAUGGAGACGUUGCAGGCAUUACAAGCGCAAGUUCUUCAAUUGCAAAAGGAUAACGAGAGAUAUAGGUGUAUGGAAAAGUGCAGUUCACAGUUGAAAGAAACUAGUGAGAAAGCCAGUAUCGAUUGUCAAAAUAAAUUUCCCGAGGGCAUUUCAUCUUGUCAGCUAUACUUAUCGUCACCGACUUAUCGCCUAGUUGGCAAGGGAAAAGUGCACAACACUUCGGGAGAUUUACUUCACCAUAGACCGCUCCUGGAUGGACACCUUAAAGUAUCGGUUGAUGUUGUAUUAGAUAAGGAUGCGUUGCUACCGAUACCUGACAUUGUUUCAGAGACAACAUUGCUGCGAGAUGCAAUAGGAUCAUUUGUUGCAUGGCCCUUGGAUCUCAUUUUCAUUGAUGAUGAGACGCCUACAAAACCCGCAUCUAAGGAUAAAGGGAUUUUGCGGCACAACGAGUCUGUUGCAUCACAAAAAGAGGUAUUUGCUCAAGGGUCACAACAACUGAGCCAGAAAAUUGGUAGUCGACAGAAAAACAAAAGGGAUCUUCCAGUGACUUCUUUGCCAAAAAAAGGUGCUUUUGUGCCUCGAUACCAGAUAUCUCUUGAAACACUUGUUGACUCAUCAGAUAUGGCAACAGCUGGUGCUAUUCGCUUACUGGAUAUGGAGGAAGAUAUCUUUGGUUAUUCAUGCACUGAAACAAUCGGAAAAGAAGAUCUGGAACAUAUUUUUCGGCAUCAAGAAUUAGGCGUCGGUGUUAUACACACAUACAUCCGGUUCUUGUAUGACAAUUUCAUGCGCGGGAAUGAUCAAUUGUCAAACAGAUUCCGUUUCGUGUCUUCCUCCCUGGUCAACAAAGCAUUAAUUUGUAGGGAACCGGAUUCAUGUAGAGAGUACUUAGUCAAGAGAUUCAUGGCCAGCAGUACAAACAACUUGUAUCUUUGGCCGUAUAAUUCAGGGUUAGAUUUUAAUUCUAAGUUUAUUCUAAUCUUUAAUUGUUUCUUUUACGUAAAAAAUUUCCAUAUAAACUUUUGUUUUAAUUUAUAG
Lathyrus oleraceus (garden pea) is the source of this 2546-nucleotide messenger RNA. RefSeq lists its product as uncharacterized. The record is from RefSeq and is a predicted model, not a curated record. The transcript is spliced from 10 exons. The coding region runs from base 609 to 2546 and encodes 645 amino acids. NCBI's taxonomy places the organism in Eukaryota, Viridiplantae, Streptophyta, Magnoliopsida, Fabales, Fabaceae.